Messenger RNA from Alternaria rosae, 963 nucleotides. RefSeq lists its product as uncharacterized. NCBI's taxonomy places the organism in Eukaryota, Fungi, Ascomycota, Dothideomycetes, Pleosporales, Pleosporaceae. Bases 1 to 963 code for a protein of 320 amino acids. The transcript has 3 exons. The record is from RefSeq and is a predicted model, not a curated record.
AUGGAUUUCCCGCACGCGCAGAUGCAAGCGACGUUAGCCGCGACCAAUUUCUCGCCAAAAUCAGUACCGUCGCUAUAUCCUCAGCUUGCCAAGUCACAGAAGAAUGCGCAUCGCAAAGACAGCUUCGUUCCAAAGCCGCCCAAAGUUCAAGAGAACAAGAGCGAUAAUUGUGACGACCAAGAACAGCGCCAGGCCUUUCGCAAGAGUAGCAUCAAGAACUUUGGCAGUCUUUUCUCGCGCAACCGCAGCAGUGUCGUUAGUAGCAGCCCAUUGACGCAGGUCAUGAGCUCCGAGUCCGAGAGCAGAGACACAAGCGCUGAGACCGAGCGCACCAGCCAGCAAACCACACUCAUCAGCUCGGACAUCCCUUCGCCUGGCGAUCUCAUGAGCGUUGUCGACAGAGAAAAGAUCCGAGAGCGUCACCGAAAAUUUGUCAAGCUCCAAGACCUCGGAUACGACCAUCACACUGUCUUCACCGCCGACCCAGGCGACUACUCUCAAUACGACUACGACGAUAGCGUGGAUAACCGGCGCUUCAGAGACGAGUGCGGAGAGUGCGAAGGCACACACGUCGCCCACGACCUCGCGAGUCCUACACCCAGCAGCCGACACCGCCACAACGAGUCCCUACACGUUAACCUCAGCCCGGAAGAAGUAAAGAAGUACGCCGACGAAGUCCGCAACAUGACUAUUGCAGACGUCCACCUGUCUCUCUUCGGAUACUGGAUCAAAGAGAGCGACGAGCACUUUCAAGAAGCUAAGAAGUAUCUGAGGGAGUUGAGGCUUGAUCGCGGCUACAACCUCUCCCGCCUCAACAACUUCUGCCUCGAAGAACUCUGCCGCGACGUUCACGAUAUCCGCCCCUCGUACGCUAAGCCCACUUCAAAAAUCCUCCUCCAUAGAUGCGCACGCAUUGGGAACUUGCGUUAUCCGGGCACUGCUUGGUGUCACGCAAUGUUCUGA